This is a messenger RNA of Racocetra persica, 421 nucleotides long. NCBI's taxonomy places the organism in Eukaryota, Fungi, Glomeromycota, Glomeromycetes, Diversisporales, Gigasporaceae. The record is from the annotation of a GenBank genome assembly.
AUGCAAAAAAAAAAUAUUGAGUUCUUAUAUCAGAUAGAGAUUAAAGAAGAUAUAAACAAUAAUAAUGAAAAUAAUGAUCAUUUUAAUGCUGUUGAUAUUGAAGAUCAAAAUAUUCAUGAUAAUAGUAUUGAGAUUAGUGAUGAUAGUAAGAUUAGUGAUGAUAGUAAGAUUAAUGAUGAUAGUGAUAUUACAGAAUCAGUUGAAAUAAAAGAAAGAUUUACUAAGCUUACUACAUACUUUUUUAAAAUGUCAACUUCUUUAAGAUUAAUUUGUGAUAAUAUAGAAAACACAAAUCUUGUUCCUAAAGAUUUACUCUCAGAUAGUAUUGUUAAUAGGGAUUGGUCAAUAAUUCAAAAUAUUUACAUUAAUGAAGCAACCUUACGAAUCAAAAAAAAUUCUGAAUUCAAUUCUUGGACCACAG